AAUCUAUUAUCAAAUAUUUAAUUUUCCUAAUUUUUCUCAAGUUAUAAUAAAAAAAAUGGUUUCAAUUAUGGCUCCAAGCCCGCGCGUGGAAGUCUUGGCCCGAAGCGGGAUUGACACAAUCCCGAAGGAGUACGUAAGGACCGAAGAAGAGCUGAAAAGCAUAGGCGACAUUUUCGCGGAGGAGAAAGUCACCGACGGGCCGCAGCUGCCGGUUAUCGACUUGGCCGGAAUCAGCUCCGACGACGAAGAGACGCGGCUGAAAUGCCACGAGGAGCUGAAGAAGGCGGCGGUCGAGUGGGGGGUGAUGCACCUGGUCAACCAUGGGGUGCCGGAGGAGCUCAUGGAACGGGUCAAGAAUGCGGGCCGGGCCUUUUUCGAGCUGCCCGUGGAGGAGAAGGAGGAGUACGCCAAUGAUCAGGCCGCCGGAAACGUGCAGGGGUACGGCAGCAAGCUGGCGAACAACGCGAGCGGGCAGCUGGAGUGGGAGGACUACUUUUUCCACUGCGUUUUCCCGCCGGAGAAGAGGGAUUUGUCGAUUUGGCCCAAGAAUCCGGCUGAUUAUGUCCCGGCAACAACCGAGUACGCGGAGCAGCUAAGGUCGCUAACCACCAAGAUACUAUCAAUCCUAUCAACCGGGCUCGGAUUAGAACCGGAUAGAUUAGAACAAGAAGCCGGCGGCGCAGAGGAUCUAAUCCUCCAAAUGAAGAUCAACUACUACCCAAAAUGCCCUCAGCCGGAGCUCGCACUCGGAGUCGAAGCCCACACCGACGUGAGCGCGCUCACCUUCAUCCUCCACAACAUGGUCCCCGGCUUGCAGCUCUUCUACGAGGGCAAUUGGGUCACCGCAAAAUGCGUGCCGAAUUCGAUAAUCAUGCACAUCGGCGACACGGUUGAGAUUCUCAGCAAUGGCAAGUACAAGAGUAUUCUACACAGGGGGCUUGUGAACAAGGAGAAGGUGAGGAUUUCUUGGGCGGUUUUCUGCGAGCCGCCCAAGGAGAGGAUUGUUCUCCGGCCGCUGCCGGAGACGGUUUCCGAGGCCGAGCCCCCGCUUUUUCCCCCGAGGACUUUUGCGCAGCAUAUCGAGCAUAAGCUGUUCGGGAAGAGUAGUACUAUUGUGGAGGAUGAUGUUGAUGUUGGUCUUAAGAAAUCAGAUGAUAUAUAAUUCUUGUUAAAUUAGUUAAUUAAUUGCCUGAAUUUUUAUAUA
Erythranthe guttata (spotted monkey flower) is the source of this 1204-nucleotide messenger RNA. It is a transcript of the gene LDOX, whose product is annotated as leucoanthocyanidin dioxygenase. NCBI's taxonomy places the organism in Eukaryota, Viridiplantae, Streptophyta, Magnoliopsida, Lamiales, Phrymaceae. The record is from RefSeq and is a predicted model, not a curated record.